UGACGUUGUAGUACGUUUUUCCCUCUUCAGCGUUUUCAUUUUUUUGCCAAACAUUGCUGCUCAGGGUUUUUCAGUCAGGACUCUAGGCUUUAUAACGCGUUAAAGUAGGCUACAUACAGCCUUUACUAUGUUUCUGACCGAGACCAAGCGUUUUCACUUUUUACUUCUACUUAUUAUUCUUCACAGUGAAGUAGAACAGGCGUACGCAGUGUGGCCAAUGCCACAGCAGAUGAGCCAGUCUACAGACCGCUAUCCUAUAAAUCCUCAGCUGCUCGCCUUCAGCUACGCCAGGGAUUCAGCUGCGCAGAGUGGAUGUUCUGUCCUGGAUGCUGCUUUCGAAAGAUACUUCAACCUGAUUUUCCCCGACUUUGUGGGUGGAACAGGACUCAGUAACAUUUGGUCAGAGCCAAAACCCUUCACAGUAUCAGUGAAAGUCAAAAACGGUGAAUGUGAUGGAUUCCCUGAUGAAGGCUCAAAUGAAAGCUAUAACCUCAGUGUAUCUGCAGGUCAAGCUGUCUUGAAAGCAGAGUCAGUGUGGGGAGCUCUGAGAGGACUGGAGUCCUUUAGUCAGCUGGUGUACCAAGAUGAUUACAACUUGUAUUUUGUCAAUAAGACUGAAAUUGAGGACUUCCCACGCUUCCAGUUUAGGGGUCUUUUGCUGGACACAUCAAGGCAUUAUUUACCCAUGCCUGCUAUUCUGAAGACGCUGGAUGCCAUGGCCUAUAGUAAAUUCAAUGUGUUUCACUGGCACAUUGUAGAUGACCCUUCUUUUCCUUACCAGAGCCGCAAUUAUCCAGACCUUAGCAGCAAGGGAGCCUUUCACCCGAUGACACAUAUUUACACACAGUCAGAUGUGAAGAGGGUAAUUUAUCAUGCAAGACUCAGAGGAAUCAGAGUGGUGCCAGAGUUUGACUCUCCAGGACACACUCAGUCCUGGGGUAAAGGUCAGCCAGACCUGCUGACUUCCUGCUACAAGGGAAAAGUUCCCUCUGGAACAUUUGGCCCUGUCAACCCAACCCUGAGCUCCACCUACCAGUUCCUGAAUGGCCUCUUUAAAGAAGUGACCUCAGUCUUUCCUGAUUCUUAUUUACACCUGGGAGGAGAUGAGGUUGAUUUCACCUGCUGGAGGUCAAAUCCUAAUGUGCAGGCAUUCAUGGCAAAAAUGGGUUUUGGAAGUGACUAUACCAAACUGGAGUCAUACUACAUGGAAAACAUUGUGAACAUCACUGCUGCCCUCAACAAGACGUCCAUUGUUUGGCAGGAUGUGUUUGACUACCGUGAACGAAUCCCCAUGGACACAGUGCUGGAGAUCUGGAAAGGAGUUCCUGCAGAUUACCGUGCUGAACUGGGCAGAAUCACUCUUGCUGGGUACAGGGUACUGCUAUCAGCCCCCUGGUACAUCAACCAUAUCAGCUACGGGCAGGACUGGCGCAAUGCCUACACUGUGCAGCCCCAGAACUUCUCCGGUACAGAACAGCAGAAGAAGCUGGUGAUUGGUGGUGAAGUCUGCAUGUGGGGAGAAUAUGUAGAUGCAACCAACCUCACUCCACGCCUAUGGCCUAGAGCAAGUGCAGCGGCUGAAAGGCUGUGGAGUGAUGAGGAGAAGACCUCUAGUGUGGAUAAAGCUUUCCCUCGCCUAGAGGACUUUCGCUGUACAUUGAUUAGACGUGGUAUCCAAGCAGAACCUCUGUUUGUAGGCCACUGCAAACAUGAGUAUAGUGGACUUUAAGUAAAAGGAUGGAAAUAUAAAUUAACACUGAACAUAUUUUGCACAUAGAUUGUGCUUGCAUUUCUAAAAUAAAUAGUACUGUAUAUUUUCUUAAUAUUUUAAUGUUUUUACUAUAAUGCUGUAAAUUGAAUCUAAAAGAAUUAAAAUAUGAUUAAAGACUUGA
Molecule: messenger RNA, 1892 nt
Organism: Pygocentrus nattereri (red-bellied piranha)
Lineage: Eukaryota; Metazoa; Chordata; Actinopteri; Characiformes; Serrasalmidae
Gene: hexa
Product: hexosaminidase A (alpha polypeptide)
Exons: 14
Coding region: 128-1729 (533 amino acids)
Biological process (GO): ganglioside catabolic process; glycosaminoglycan metabolic process; carbohydrate metabolic process
Cellular component (GO): membrane
Molecular function (GO): beta-N-acetylhexosaminidase activity
Source: RefSeq, a predicted model, not a curated record